CUUUGCAGCAUCUGGGCCUGUUUCACCCGCACGGUUGUUGGGUGCAAGGGCGCUUGAACGCUUUGCAUUGAGCCUUGUUGUACUGCAGCGUUUGCUUUGGAUGGGAUCACGUGCUUCGAAGGCUGUAGUCGAUGAACCUUACUUUGACCGCACGGCUGUGGACCGUCUGUGCAAGGAGGCGUACGCUGCAGGGGCGGGCGAUGCAUCGGCGCAUUACCAGGCGGUGCUCGAGUCGCAGUGGCGCAUGGACACGGCAGUGGGACUGGGCGGAUGUGCCAUAACGCUUCUCCUCUCGUGCAUGUACUUUGGCGCAAGAAUGGCGCAGAGCGACGCGCAGGCAUCACGGCUGGUCGAAGCGGAGCGGUCACACGUGAUGCGGAUGCAACAGGAGAGCGAUGCGCUGCAGACGCAACUGGGGAAACUGGAGAAAGAUAACGCGCGGCUUUGGAGGGUUGUGUGCCGCUCUGCGGCGACGGUGCGACGAAUGUCACGGCGUCAAUCAAGAUUGCUUCACAGCCUAAUGCGGCUGCGGCACCGCAGCGUCUCAUUGGCGAGCGAAGUGGAAAGUUUGAAGAACUUUCUUGCGCAGUUGAAUCAGCGUGUGCUUGUCAUGCAAUGUGGUGGCAGCGUGGCGCUUGGCUGUCUUGCUGCUGUAUGUAUCUCCGCCUUUGUGACGACUUGCGGGGGGAGUGCUGGCAGCGGUGGUGGUGUUACGAAUACCAAUGGCAUCCAUAACAGUGUUGGUGCCAACGGUAGUGCCGGUGCAACGUUGCAGCAACAACCGUCAUGCGAAGACAUGGCGGGUGGCGAGCGACAAUAA
Trypanosoma cruzi is the source of this 820-nucleotide messenger RNA. RefSeq lists its product as uncharacterized. Lineage: Eukaryota; Euglenozoa; Kinetoplastea; Trypanosomatida; Trypanosomatidae. The annotation marks the transcript as partial. The transcript has a single exon. The record is from RefSeq and is a predicted model, not a curated record.